CCACCACCCCCACCAUCCACUAUGGCACCCAUUCUUCCUAUUAUACCAAGCGACGCGGCACUACACGAUCCACCACCUCCUUACCCUGCACGCGAGCGACGAUCACGACAAUCGAGACGAACGAGGCGAAACGCUAAUCACACGCAGGUAUCGAGUGCUGGUACGGAGUCGGAGGGAGAGUUGUUGGGAUCUACGGUCAGCGGGGGGAUCGUAGUGCGGACUCAACAGCUGCAACAUCCAUUUCCUCAGAGCGCGGAGGCUGCUGCGGACGAGACUUCAAGCCCAACGGAGACGACGCCGUUGCUUCCCGCCCCUGGCAGCUCCAGCGCAGCUGUGAAUGGGAUUCCGAGAAGGAUUAGGAGACAGAGGACGGCUUCGCAGACGAGCACGGUCUUCAGUGUGACGAGCGCGUCGCCUAGUCUGGCGCAGACGGUGGUGAGUGCGUUCAGGCUGGAGGGUGAUUCGGACGACGAAGAUGAGGAGUAUGAUGGUGGAGACGAGAGCGGGACGAGGACAAGAAGGCGGUCCGCGACCGGAGAUACGCAGGUAGAGGCUGCGGAUAUGCUGGGUUGUGAAGUCGGGGUGUCGAGGAGGCGAGCGAGUGGCGUCGCACAGAGUGGAACUUCGAGUUGGAGAAGGUAUUUCCGUCCGCUAUGGAAGAGGUCGAGUUGGGCUGCAUUGUUCCAUAUAAUGGUGCUCAAUUUCCCCUAUGCACUUGUGGCAUGGAUCUUCCUUUUUGUCUUCACGCUGCUGGGCACGACGUUACUUGUGGCAUUGCCACUUGGGGCCGUCUUGUGCUUCUUUGAUCUUUUGGGUGCGCGAACCCUUGCCCGCGGCGAGGUUGUGAUGCAGAGCACAUUUCACGGUCCGUUGGCAUAUGAGCUUGUGUAUCCACUGCCGCCCAUCUUCACCCGAAUGCGACCCCCAACGGCCGCAGAGGCAGAGGACGGACUUUCUCUGCGCAAGGAACGGUCAUUUUACAGAAACACGUAUUCUAUGUUUUCAGACAGCACAUCGUACCAGUCGUUGUUUUACUUCCUGGUCAUCAAACCUCCUAUCACGUUCCUCCUUUCGUUGUUCCUUCUAGUCAUUGUCCCGGUAUCACUCGUACUUGUUCUUCCUGCGCCUGGGAUGCUUCGGUUGGUGAGAAAACUCGGUACGUGGCAGGCAAACGUGGCAGUCGAAGGAUUGUACAUGGGAGGGGGGUGAGGCCUAUUCGGACUAGACAUGAGGGACCAUGCUGGAUGUAUGUUAUCUUUACUGGGCUCUGGUAUGAAUA
Molecule: messenger RNA, 1279 nt
Organism: Stereum hirsutum FP-91666 SS1
Lineage: Eukaryota; Fungi; Basidiomycota; Agaricomycetes; Russulales; Stereaceae
Exons: 5
Coding region: 22-1209 (395 amino acids)
Source: RefSeq, a predicted model, not a curated record